AUGGGGGGGGAGACGUCAGGCUGCUGCAGGCUCAGGGGGAGACGUCAGGCGGCUGCAGGCUCAGGGGGAGACGUAAGGCUGCUGCAGAAUGGGGGGGGAGACGUAUGGCUGCUGCAGGCUCAGGGGGAGACGCUCGGGGGGAGACGUAAGGCUGCUGCAGGCUCAGGGGGAGACGUAAGGCUGCUGCAGAAUGGGGGGGGGAGACGUAAGGCUGCUGCAGGCUCGGGGGGAGAGAGACGCUCAGGGGGAGACGUAAGGCUGCUGCAGGCUCAGGGGGGAGACGUAAGGCUGCUGCAGGCUGGGGGGGGGAGACGUAAGGCUGCUGCAGGAUCAGGGGGAGAUGUAAGGCUGCUGCAGGCUGGGGGGGGGGACGUAUGGUUGCUGCAGGCUCAGGGGGAGACGUAA
This is a messenger RNA of Knipowitschia caucasica, 405 nucleotides long. The record is from the annotation of a GenBank genome assembly. NCBI's taxonomy places the organism in Eukaryota, Metazoa, Chordata, Actinopteri, Gobiiformes, Gobiidae.